Molecule: messenger RNA, 458 nt
Organism: Geodia barretti
Lineage: Eukaryota; Metazoa; Porifera; Demospongiae; Tetractinellida; Geodiidae
Source: the annotation of a GenBank genome assembly
CUCCUUGAACAUUUCCCCAGGGCUGUGUGUGCGGGUAAAACACCAUUUGGACCAUUCUGUAAACUCCAGUUUUCACUAUUCUCCCAUUGCUUUAGAGCCAACAGCACAGGUAAUGCAAUGGGCAGGCAUGAACUCCUCCAAGAUAAGUCGAUUCAUGUGCAAGAUAAACAGUAUGUCUGGGGGCGUCUAAAUGUUGCUGUAUAGGUCCACAGGUUGCUGGGUCGAUAUGUGGUGUGUUAGGUGUGCAGGUUAUUUAUACACAUUGCUUCACAGGCUGUGUUGGGUGUGUGUGAGUAGUUUGGGAAGGAUUUGGGAAAGGUACACAUGAUCAUUGCUGCAGGUUUAAACAUUGAGGUAGGUGGGCAGAGGUCUGUGUAGAUUUGCAGGUUUUGGUAAGACGUGUGGAAGUGAUUGCAAUUGGUAGAUUAUAGUAAUAGGUUUAUAUACUGUGCAGGUUC